AUGGUGGAAACGAUGGAAAACGGUGGAGGGGAAGCGGAUUGUGACGGGGGAUGGUAUGAGACUCCACUCCCAUCACCUCCCGUUCCUUCACUCGAUCAUUCACUCGAUCGAUAUCUCGAGUAUGCAGCUGUAGUUGCAGCGGGUACUGGCGCAAGUAUGGCACCAACAAAUCAAGCAGUUAACAAAUUUCGAUCUAACGGUCAGCCAUAUCAAAACGCGGUGAUCGAGUUGGGAAAGAAAAACAUCAAUUGGAUAACCCCAAUUUGGCUCUCGGAGAUGUACCUAAAGAUUCGAGCUCCACUCCCCAUCAACACAAAUCCUGCUUAUAUCUUUCCAAAGCAACAAUUCGAUGGCCUAGAUGAUCAGCUAAAGUACUCAGCUUUAUUGACUCGUGGCAUCAUGGAUUUUCGAGAAUUGAUAUUAAAAAAAGAAAUCGAUCGUGAGCUUUCAACAGGUCGGGAAAAGAUUCGAAUGUGUAUGGAGCAAUAUGAUCGAGUGCUUUCAUCGUAUCGAAUGCCUGUGAGAGGAGAAGAUCAACAGAUCCGCAAGACCUCGAGUAACAACGAGCAUAUUCUUGUGAUGUGCAACAAUCAGACCUUCACCAUUCCAGUCCGGCAAAAGGGAGAACUCCUAUCGACAGCCUCCAUUGUCAAGCUAUUCAAUCAGGUGGUCACUAGAGCCAGCCAUCGGCCACCGCAAAUCGUCGUCCCUAUGGGCGCUUCAACAGCCGGCGAUCGCGAUAUUGGAGGGGAAUUCUGGGAGAAAAUGUUGCCACAAAACGAGAAAUCGUUGUCCGCCGUUCAGCAAGCUCUCUUCGUAGUCUGUCUCGACAUUGACCAUAAAAAUGGACUCAUGGGAGACUCAAAAGAAGAUGAAUUGAUUGCUCGGGGCUAUCAUCUUUUGCAUGGGUUUGGUUCUCAAAAUUUCGGUUUAAAUCGUUGGUUUGAUGCCACGAUACAGGUGGUAGUGUCGUCAAAAGGUUGGAAUGGUCUUUGCAUUGAACACUCGGUCGCUGAGGGGAUCGUUAUCGUCAAAAUGGUCGAACACGCGUUGAGCUUUGCGAAAGAGAAUAUUGGAAAGAAAUUGAUUAGUCCAGAAAACGGGGCGCCACUGAGCGCAACGACACUCUCGUGGUCGAUCGGGAAUGAGGAAAGGGAGCUUCUCGAGAAACAAGUGCAGAUAUUCGAUCGUUUAUCAUCCAAUAUCGAUCUCGAGGUGUUGAUCUUUGAGGAUUUCGGGCGAGAGUUCGCUAAAUCGAAAGGAGUCUCACCGGAUGGAUUCGCUCAAUUGGCUAUGCAAUUAGCGCAUUAUAAACUUCACGGGCACCUCGUUUCAACCUAUGAAUCGGCUACGCAUCGACGCUUCGCUUCCGGCAGGGUAGACAACAUUCGAGCGAAUACACCCGAAGCAUUAGCCUGGGUGACAUCGAUGGGGAAUCCGAGGAGUGAUAAGCCUCAAAGAUUGUCCCUUUUCCGGAGAGCAGCAGAAAAACAAGCGAAAGUGACCGUUGAGAAUGUCACUGGUUACGGGAUUGACAAUCAUUUGUGCGCUCUGUGGGUUCAAGCGCGGGAGCAGAACCAAAACGGGGAUCUCCCAGAGAUUUUCAAAGAUCCGAUGUGGGACGAAUUGAUGAGAUUCCCAUUGAGCACGAGUCAGGUGACCACAUCAACGAAAUUACCCCGUCAUGAUUGUUAUCUUUGCUAUGGAGCGGUGGUGAAUGAUGGCUAUGGAUGUGCAUACAAUAUUCAGCCCGAUCAUUUCAUCUUCUCGCCAGCCGCUUUUCGAAGUUCCUCUAAAACCGAUGUGCACAAAUUCAAGGCGAGUCUCGUUUCAGCGCUGCGUGAGAUGGCAGAGUUGUUAGAA
Molecule: messenger RNA, 1863 nt
Organism: Mesorhabditis belari
Lineage: Eukaryota; Metazoa; Nematoda; Chromadorea; Rhabditida; Rhabditidae
Source: the annotation of a GenBank genome assembly